AUGGCUGGAAAGUGGGCGCCUCUCGAAAGCAAUCCUGAAGUCCUUACAAAGGCACACACUACCCAUCCCAUCCCAUUACUUUGGGCUGCCCGCGUUGGACUCGCCACAAAGCGCACAGCGUUUUCCGAUGUCUACGGACUCGACGACGAGUUGCUCGCCAUGGUUCCAAACCAACCUGUCGAGGCCGUCCUGCUAGUCUUUCCCCUCACAGACGAAAUCGACAAGCAGCGCAAGCAGACUGACAAAGACGUCGAAGCAAACGGCCAACCGUCGCUGGACCCAACCAUCUACUUCAUCAAACAGACAAUUUCAAAUGCGUGCGGCACCAUCGCCCUCUUACACUCGAUUUAUAACACGAACGUGACCAUUAAACCGGGGACACCUCUACAGAAAUUUCAACUCGCCACCAUCGAGCAAACACCCGAAGAGCGUGCCAAAUUACUCGAGACUACAGAUCUCUUCGCCGCCGCCCAUGCAGAGGCUGCCAGUGGAGGCCAGAGCUCCCUCCCGCCUAAUCUCGACACGCGGGAGCAUUUCGUCGCAUUCGUACAGGCUCCCGAUCCAAACGAGGACGGCAAGCAUCGUUUAAUCGAGCUUGACGGUCGUCGCAAUGGUCCACUCGACCUCGGCCCAUCUGAAGACUUGCUCAAGGACGCUGCAAAGGUGAUCAAAGAGCUUUACAUCGGCAACAGUGGCCUGGAAACGUUUUCGAUGAUCACAAUGGGCCCUGCUUGGGAGUAG
This is a messenger RNA of Serendipita indica DSM 11827, 741 nucleotides long. The record is from the annotation of a GenBank genome assembly. Lineage: Eukaryota; Fungi; Basidiomycota; Agaricomycetes; Sebacinales; Serendipitaceae.